This is a messenger RNA of Racocetra fulgida, 1102 nucleotides long. NCBI's taxonomy places the organism in Eukaryota, Fungi, Glomeromycota, Glomeromycetes, Diversisporales, Gigasporaceae. The record is from the annotation of a GenBank genome assembly.
AUGUCUUUGAUUACAAACACUCAAAUUAAUGUCGCUAUGUCUGACAAAUAUCAUGAUGAUAACAAAGAAGAGUCAUCCAAAAAAUUUGAUUUUUUGAAACCUCAUGGAACGUACAAAAAUGAUGAAUCCAAGGCUUGGACAGAGCAUUAUGUUUGUUCACGUUCCGGUAAUAAGCAAAUACGUAAUGAUCGUGUAGAAGGAGGACAUACACAAAAAAAACGACGUACUCAAAAAGUGUCCAAGAAAGUUGGGUGUCAAUGUGAUUUACGAAUCAAUUAUUAUCCAAACACUUUCUCUAAUGAGAUUGUCAUAGCUCGCUAUCGGUACAAACAUAGUGGACAUGUACUUGGAAGCCGCGAUGAUAUCCAAUACUUAAAGAAAUCUGAAGAGACAAUCACUAAAAUCAAAACAUUCGCACAUUAUGGACUAUCACUUUCAGCUAUUAGACAGCUAAUGAAAGCGCCGGAAGAGAUAACUAAAAGGUAUUUGAUCAUUCACAUAGACUCAACACAUAGUACUACUGCUUAUAAAUACGCGCUCUUUACAAUCUUAAUUCGCCACCCUUAUAGUGGCCGUGGAAUAUCGCUAGCAUGGUUUCUUACCGAAUCUUGUGACACCCAAGCAAUUAUGACGUGGCUUCGUAAAUUGAAAGAAGAUGGGUGGGAAGAUCCAAAAAAUGUGAUUUUAGACAACGAUGAAGCUGAAAUAAAUGCGAUCUAUCAUGAUAGUUUAUUUUAUGAUCUAGAUCAAUUACUUAACAUUGAUAAUGAAAGUAGUGUCAAUUGUGCUAUUACUCAAUUUGAGGAAAAAUGGAAAGAUACGCCUGCUAAAUGUGGAUCAAAUGCUAUCGGCACAACCAAGUCUGAGGAACCAACACCAACAAUUUUAUUGAGGUAUUAUCGACAAGAAGUAAUUCAAUAUGAACUAAACAUUGGGCGGAUGGGUCCGCACCGUAAGAUUCUUCGAAAGUUUGAAAUAAACUCUGCUGAUAUUGAAGAUAGUUCGAUUUUUCGUUUACAAGACUCUGUCUUUAUUGUUAAGUCAACACAAGGAGGAGCCGAUUAUAUAGUUGAGCAUAAUAAUAGUGAUUUUACUUGUAAUU